UUCAAAAUGGCCUCAUUUCCGGUGGCGGCGACAAGACGCGGGCGCUAUGUGCGCUGCCCGUUUAUGAAAAUUAAGAAUUAUAAAUUUAGAUAGCUUUGUGUACUUUAGUAUUUUUUGUUUUCAAUUGAAAAUUUGUCUGUUUGAACCAUGGGAAGACCAGAGUUCAAUAAUUCUCGAGGUGGAGGCGGAGGUCGAGGUGGCGGAGGCUUCAGAGGUGGUCGCGGCGGCGGCGGAGGCCGAGGUGGCAGAGGAGGCUUUGGAGGAGGUGGCGGCGGCGGCAAGUUUGAGAGGCGAGGCGGCGGUGGAGGCCGGGGCUUCGGUGGUCGCGGCGGAGGAGGCCGUGGUCGAGGUGGCGCCGGCGGCGGCAGAGGCGGUUUCAAAGGUGGAAAACAAGUUAUAAUUGAACCACACAGACACGCAGGGGUGUUCAUAGCAAGAGGCAAAGAAGAUGCGUUGGUUACAAAGAAUUUGGUUCCUGGUUCAGAAGUUUAUGGAGAGAAAAGAAUAUCUGUUGAGAACGAAGGAGAGAAGAUUGAAUACAGAGUGUGGAAUCCAUUCCGGUCGAAAUUGGCUGCAGCUAUAAUGGGGGGCGUGGAUGCUGUUCACAUGCCGCCUGGCUCCAGGGUGUUGUAUCUUGGAGCCGCCAGUGGAACCACCGUCAGCCAUGUGUCAGAUAUUGUUGGACCUGAAGGGCUAGUGUAUGCUGUAGAAUUCUCACAUAGAUCAGGAAGGGAUCUAAUAAAUGUAGCUAAGAAAAGAACUAAUAUAAUACCCAUUAUAGAAGAUGCAAGACAUCCACUCAAAUAUAGAAUGUUAGUUGGUAUGGUGGACACAAUAUUUGCAGACGUCGCACAACCAGAUCAAGCCAGAAUAGUCAGUUUGAAUGCACAACAUUUUCUCAAGAAUGGAGGACACUUUGUUAUCUCUAUCAAGGCCUCGUGUAUAGACUCAACGGCACAGCCUGAAGCAGUAUUCGCCUCUGAGGUCAAGAAAUUGCAAGCGGACAAACUGAAACCCCAAGAACAGUUGACCUUAGAACCCUACGAGCGCGACCACGCCGUCGUAGUUGGUAUAUUUAGACCGCCGGCUAAGAAAACGUAGUGCUAAUUUUUAUUAUUAUAGGUAUAUUGAAAAAACUAACUAACAAAAGUGUGUUGACUAAAGCAAAAUAAACCUUAGUAUGAGAUUUGCAUAGACAUAAUUUGUUUUGAGACAAAAAAAUACAGGAUGCUCGAGAGAUGCCCAUAACUUCAAUUUUUUUUAACUAAAAAAUAAAAACUUUUUAUGUUUUCAUACAAAGUAAUUCAAAUAAUUCCUGACUAUCCAUGUAACACACGCCUUUAUCUAUCCUUGCAGUUUAAAAUACGUGUAACUUAGCUAAGUCAUAAUUAUAAGGAUGCGUAUAAGGGACACAUUUAAGAUCUAUUUACCUUGAAAAUAUUAAUUUUAGAAUACAUAUUCCUUGAACGUUUUUAAAUUAUUUUUGGUAAAGUAUCUUACCCCAGAGUUAUGGAAAAUACUCCCGAGCAACCUGUAUAAAGACUAAAUAAAUAAAUCUGGUUAUUAAACAGUUAGAAUACUCAUAUUAUUUUUAAAGGUUCUGUAGUCGACAACAAACCUUAGUUUCGCCAGGCCUGGCGCACUCCGUGUUUUAGCGCAAUCGUGCAUGGUACAUGGUCGCGGUACCCUGAGGGUGACUUAAACAGGCGAGUGUCGCCGCUCGGAUCGGACGCUUUUGCACACGCUCCGCGACCGUUCGUUAUCGUUCGUCGUUCGUAAUAUUAUUAACCAAAAAAAAAAAAUAAUGGGAAAAAAAUAUUUUUGUGCAUUUAUUUGUCUGCCUAAGUAAUAAUAAGGAUCAGAGACUCGCGUUUUUCAAACUUCCAAAGGAAAACCUUUUUAGAAAGGUAAUAAAAAAAAUAUUUUAAGUACGUACUUAAUUAAUAAUAUCUACCGAAUAAUUACAUUGAUUUUCUUGUUUAUGUUAGGGUUGUAAUAUUAUUAUGGUAGGUAUAGUUAGGUAGCUAGCUACCUCCCAACCUAUUUUCGUUUAAGAGGUUAUUAAUAUACCUAAAAAUAUAAGUUUGAUAUAGUAUAAGGUAGGUAAGAAAGAAAAUUUACCUAGGGCAAACAUUGUAAAUCGAGACGAAUAUCUUAGCAUUCCAUGGAUUCACCGUGCAUGUGCCGGGUCCAUCGCGUGGUAGAGAGGAAAACUCUGAGCUGAGUCCUGGACUUGUGACUACAGGAUGUAGGGUAAAGGAAUUUCUUGAUGAUCAAUCAACACUCCCCGUUCUCUGCUCGUGUUGUUCUCUCUGCCGCCACAUUUGAUAUGAUCCUAUUAAGAGCAGCUUUGGAUACUCGUUCUAAUAUAGAACUAGCUCUACUUUGAAUAUUUUAUGUAUUGUUUGUCCAAAUCUCAUGCUAAGGAUUGUACAGUUGACUAUAUUUUUAUAUUCCAGAGUUAAUAGUAUUUGUAAACUACUAAAAUGUUUAGCAGAUUUACUGUCGUGUGCCGAUUUUCGAGUGCUUAUCGGGGGUAGAGGAGAUUGCCUACAAACUGACUUACUUGCUCCCUUUAACACGUUCGCUGCGGAACUAGGUCAAUUGACCUCGUAAAGUUUUACGAGGUCGAUACACCUCGUUCCUCACCACAGAAAGUUUAAGUACGAGGUCAAAAAAGCUCGUUCCGCACCGGGGGAAAGUACAGAAAAUUCAAUGCUGCAGCGAACGUGUUAACUUUUGCGAGUGCUCAUAAACCGUGGCGCGACUUAACUGUUUAAAACUCCGAUUAAACUCUAAAACUCAUUUUCAAACUCUUGACAUAGGUGUCAACAGCGCGACCGUUAUUAACGGAGCCAUCGUCUUUAAAUCGAUUUUUUAUUGAGAUUCUAUCAAAAACGAAAUUCAUAUACAUAUUUCAAGUAGGCUUUAUUUACAAGCACUUUCGAAAGGUAAAAUUUGACUAUUUGUAUUGACUAACACCGGUUCGGAAGGCAGGUUUUGCUUAGGAGCUGGCAAUAAACUCUACUGACGAUCAAGCGAUCUCACAUGCCUGCAGCGCAGCAUCGUUUGUUGCUCGCGAUCGGCAUGAUGUCAUGCACAUCACAACCAACGCACGAUUUGUUUUAUCGGCUGUCAAGCCUUUAGCGCUGUGCAGGCAUGUGAGCGAUUACUUGAUCGUCAGUGGCUGACGUAAAGUUGCUGUUUUAAAAUCAUUCUUUACAAUGUUUAGUAUUAGUACAUAUAAUAAUUGAUUCUACUACAUGAAUAUGAAAGAUCUGGGAUAAGGGCAGUGAAAAAAAAUAUCUAUACCAUAACCAAUAUUUUAAUAUUCAGCCUUCGUUAAAUUCGCUAUUUAAUACAGCCUGCGUCCUUAGGCCAUAAAUGCCUUUACAUGAUCCUCGCCUCGGUUAAUAACGGUCGUGCAUUGUUUAACUCAUCACUAUUGAAUUCGAAAUGAAGUUUCAUAUGCAUAAACAUGAAAAAUAUACAGCCUUUAAAUGUGAGUUUACCUCCCGUGAUAAGUAUAGAUUGUUUUUAUGUUAAGUGGCGUGUAAGUUGUCUGGAGAUGUAAGAUGAUGUAUGUUUAUAGUUUUAAGAAAUAAAGAUGGUGCGAAUGAG
Bicyclus anynana (squinting bush brown) is the source of this 3621-nucleotide messenger RNA. It is a transcript of the gene Fib, whose product is annotated as rRNA 2'-O-methyltransferase fibrillarin. Gene Ontology annotation, biological process: box C/D sno(s)RNA 3'-end processing; rRNA methylation. Bases 148 to 1101 code for a protein of 317 amino acids. Gene Ontology annotation, molecular function: RNA binding; histone H2AQ104 methyltransferase activity; rRNA methyltransferase activity. The record is from RefSeq and is a predicted model, not a curated record. The transcript has 8 exons. NCBI's taxonomy places the organism in Eukaryota, Metazoa, Arthropoda, Insecta, Lepidoptera, Nymphalidae. Gene Ontology annotation, cellular component: box C/D methylation guide snoRNP complex; Cajal body; nucleolus.